Messenger RNA from Hermetia illucens (black soldier fly), 1584 nucleotides. Its product is annotated as damage-control phosphatase ARMT1-like. Gene Ontology annotation, cellular component: cytoplasm; nucleus. The record is from RefSeq and is a predicted model, not a curated record. Lineage: Eukaryota; Metazoa; Arthropoda; Insecta; Diptera; Stratiomyidae. The transcript has 6 exons. Gene Ontology annotation, molecular function: phosphatase activity. The coding region runs from base 180 to 1502 and encodes 440 amino acids. Gene Ontology annotation, biological process: DNA damage response.
UGGAACUGUAGUCUCGCAACAAGCUGCAGCUAGAAUGAGCAAAUCAGCCGAUUGUAGCCGAUUUUUUCUCGAUAAAUGUCAUUGCUUGACAUUUGUCUAAUCUACUGUAGUAUCUUGUAAGUACGGUGCCGUUGAGGUUGGUCGUGUGAAUUUGACUUUGAAAUUCCAUAAAACACGUAAUGGGUGACUUUGACAAGAAAUACAACAUAGUAGACGAGAAGACGCCACCACAUGAAUUGUUGUCCGGUCACUACAAGCAAAGUUUCGCUUACUACACAUUGCGUGAGCGGCUUCCGGUAAUAUUAACUCAAGUAGUGGACAAUCUAUCGCGAGAUAAGGAUGAAAUUGCAGAAAAGUUCGGGGACGGUGCUCGAGAGGAACUUAAAGAGAUUGUGGGGAAUAUAUCAAAGCUAAAGUAUGAGUUACAAACUGAUAAAGAACUUACGCCGAUAUCAGGAACGUCGUCGGACGUUAUGACAUGGAACAUAUUCCUGAGUUCAUUGAAUGAGAAUUCACGAUCCUUUUUCAACGCUUGCUGGUUGCAUUCGGAGUGUUAUAUGUAUCGAAGGUUGCGAUCAAUCUUCGAAUUAUCGACUCAUUUGAGGGACUUCGAUUACUUCCAAAAGCAAAAGGAGAAUGCACUCACGUGUUGCACGGAGUCAUUGGAAAAGGUAGCAAAAAGUAUUGAUGCCCAUAAGGAAAUGGAACGGAAAUGUUUUAAGGAUUUCUUUAGAAGAUUGCUUAAGCUUAACUUAUGGGGAAACCGAUGUGAUCUAUCAAUCUCUGCUGGCAAGGAGAUCAUUCAAACCGGGGACCCCUACACAGAUAUUGACAUUUUAGAUAAAUACAUCCUCGUAGAUCAAUCAGCUGAUGUUUGGGAAUGUGUUAGUCAAGACGACACUAAAGAUCAUCCAGUAACAUUCAUCCAUGACAAUUCAGGGUUUGAAAUUUUUACGGACUUCCUUCUUGCCGACUUCAUCAUUGAACAGAAUCUUGCAUCGAAAGUUCGCUUCCACGUUAAAGCAAUACCUUGGUACAUAUCAGACGUAACACCGCACGAUUUCCACUGGACGAUUGACUACCUAUUGGGCCAUCAAUCAGAAACAUUAAGGACACUCGGAAGUAGAUGGAAGAAAUAUUUAGAGAACGGAAAAUUCGAACUGUGUCCCGUCAAUUUCUUCUGGACUAGCCCAUUUGAAUUCUAUAAGAUGGCAGAAAACGACAAGAAGCUUUACACGGAACUUGGCGAGUCAAAAUUAGUUAUUUUUAAAGGAGACUUGAAUUAUAGGAAAUUAAUUGGGGAUUAUAAUUGGGAUAGAACGGAAUCAUUUGAGACAUGCUUAAGAGGCUUUCGACCAUCAAAUGUCUGCACUCUACGCACCAUUAAGGCAGAUCUAAUAUGCGGAUUGAAAGAAGGUGUAGGAGAGGAAUUAGAUAAAUCAGACCCGGACUGGAUGGUGACAGGAAAAUAUGGUGUUAUACAAUUCGCUUUAAAGAAUUGACAUAAUUUAUUGUCUUUGUAGUCAAAUCUUGUGUAUGUUGUUUUCUUUUUUGUUACCCAGUAAACCGAAAAAAAAGUCGAAA